Messenger RNA from Entelurus aequoreus (snake pipefish), 3215 nucleotides. It is a transcript of the gene lig4, whose product is annotated as ligase IV, DNA, ATP-dependent. The transcript has 3 exons. Gene Ontology annotation, molecular function: DNA ligase (ATP) activity; DNA binding; ATP binding. Lineage: Eukaryota; Metazoa; Chordata; Actinopteri; Syngnathiformes; Syngnathidae. Gene Ontology annotation, cellular component: DNA ligase IV complex; DNA-dependent protein kinase-DNA ligase 4 complex. The record is from RefSeq and is a predicted model, not a curated record. Bases 92 to 2800 code for a protein of 902 amino acids. Gene Ontology annotation, biological process: double-strand break repair via nonhomologous end joining; nucleotide-excision repair, DNA gap filling; immunoglobulin V(D)J recombination.
CUAGAGGAAUGUUUUGAAAGAGGCACGUUGAAAGGAGCAGGAAGUAGUAUUGUCAGAGGGACGUCGCCUCUCUCCGGACAACAAGAUAAAAAUGGAGGGAUCGUCUAAAAGGGACCCAUCUGAUCAGCCAUCUGUUGUUGCUGCUCAAGUUCCCUUCCUACACCUGUGCAAUACUUUCGAAAAGAUCCAGAAGUCAAAACUUCGUCCAGAAAAGUCCAAGAUCCUUGGCGAUUUUAUUAAGUCGUGGAGGGAGUUCCAUUGCGCCCUGCAUAAAGAUGACACCAAAACAACAGACUCUUUCUACCCGGCAAUGCGUCUCAUCGUUCCUUCAUUUGAGCGAGAGCGAAUGGCAUAUGGCAUAAAGGAAAGCAUGUUAGCUAAACUUUACAUUGAUGUACUAUGCCUCCCAAAGAAUGGCCCAGAAGCCAAUAAACUGUUAAACUACCGUGCGCCAACCACCUCCCAAGGAGAGUCGGGCGACUUUGCUGGCAUGGCAUACUUUGUGCUAAAGAAACGCUGCACCGGGCAAGGAAAGCUCAGCCUUCAAGAAGUUAAUGACUUUCUGGAUUCGGUGGCUAUCAACAACGCUAGCAAGAAAAAAGAUCUUGUAAAAAAAAGUCUGCUCCACCUACUUCAAGAGAGUUCUGCUCUUGAGCAGAAAUGGCUCAUUAGAAUAAUUCUGAAGGACAUGAAGCUCGGCAUCAGCAAGGAAACUGUCCUUCAAGUCUUCCACCCAGAUGCUGCUGAGCUUUACAAUGUGACCACAGACUUGAACAAGGUGUGUCAGCAGCUCCACAACCCCUCAGUGUCUUUGAGUGAGGUUUCCAUUGGACUUUUCUCUGCCUUCAAGCCCAUGUUGGCAGGUGUGUCUAACAUCCGCAAUGUCGAGAAGCAAAUGGAAAAUAGCCCUUUUUACAUUGAAACCAAGUUGGAUGGUGAGCGAAUACAACUGCAUAAAGAUGGCGAGGUUUACAAGUACUUUAGUCGGAAUGCCUAUGAAUAUACACAGCAGUUCGGUGGAUCGCCUUUAGAGGGCUCACUGACACCAUACAUACACAAUGUCUUUAAAAGCCACAUUGUCAGUUGUAUCCUCGACGGAGAGAUGAUGGCUUACAACCCGACCACAAAGACUUUCAUGCAGAAAGGGAGCAAGUUUGACAUUAAGAGAUUGAUGGAAGAUUCAGAGUUGCAGACUUGCUACUGCGUGUUUGACGUGCUUUUAGUCAACAACCAAAAGCUUGGCAAUGAAGUGCUGAAAAAACGUCAUGAGAUCCUACAGACAGUUUUCACUCCGGUUCAUGGAAGAAUCCACUCGGUGCCCAAAACAGAAGCCAGAACUAUGCGGGAGGUGGUGAAUUCCCUUAAUGAUGCUAUAGACAACAGAGAAGAGGGAAUUAUGGUAAAGAAUCCGUUAUCUGUGUACAAACCGGACAAAAGAGGUGAGGGUUGGUUGAAAAUAAAGCCAGAAUAUGUGGAUGGCUUGAUGGAUAAGCUUGAUGUUCUAAUUGUUGGCGGCUAUUGGGGUAAAGGAAAACGUGGCGGUAUGAUGUCCCAUUUUCUAUGUGCUGUUGCCGAAGCAGCAAAGCCCGGUGAGAAACCUUCCGUUUUUCAUACGCUCUGCCGCAUUGGUUCUGGCUACACCAUGAAAGAGCUGUAUGACCUUGGCUUAAAGCUUGCAAAGCACUGGAAAGUUUACAGAAAAAAUGACCCACCAUCCAACAUACUUUGUGCAACUGAGAAACCUGAGGUCUAUAUCGAGCCAUGCAACUCGGUCAUCUUGCAAGUGAAGGCGGCUGAGAUAGUCAGCAGCGACAUGUAUAAAACCAACUGCACACUGCGCUUUCCGAGGAUAGAAAAUAUCCGCAACGACAAGGAGUGGCAUCAGUGUAUGACCCUAGCAGAGCUGGACCAUUUCUCCAACAAGGCAUCAGGGAAACUCGCCUCGCGACACCUUCAUAUUGACAUUGCCGACGAACCACAGAGAAAAAAGCGCAAACUGCCUGCCAAAAUCAAGAAGAUGGUCGAAAUAAUAGACCACUUUAAGCCCCAGGAUCUCUCGGGUGUUACCAAAGAGACAGACAUCUUUCAGGAUUUGGAGUUCUGCAUACUCAAUGGGACACAGGAUCACCCGAAAGCCAAGCUGGAGAAGGGUCUGGCCAGUUGUGGUGGUACAGUCGUUCAGAACCCAGGACAAGACACCUAUUGUGUGAUUGCCGGCUUGGAAAACAUACGUGUGAAAAACCUGAGUUUGUCCAACCAGCAUGAUGUAGUGUGGGCCUCCUGGCUGCUGGAGUGCCUGGAGCAGAAGCAAUUUGUUCCAUGGCAACCACGCCACAUGAUCCACAUGUCACCGCCCACCAAGGAGCGCUUCACUAAGGAGUAUGACAGCUAUGGCGACAGCUAUUUUGUGGACACUGAUGUACAGCAACUUCGGGAAGUGUUUGGGCGCAUUGGAAAGAGGAGCACUGGACAAACGGUUGCAAAUGUCUGCCAGGUAGAAGAGCGAUAUGGCUGGGAUGACCUUCCGACCAGUAUGUUCAGACCUUUCACAGUUUAUAUUGAUAGAAACGCUAGCUGUGUGGAUAUUCGAGGCCUGGAGUUCCGUUAUUAUGGAGGCACAGUGGUGCAGAAGUUGGAAGAAGGGGUGUCGCAUGUUGUUAUUGCAGAGGAAACCAGACUUGAGGCUUUGAGGAAGUCCAGGCGCAGCUUUAAGAAGAAGUUUAAAAUUGUCAGAGACUCUUGGGUGACUGAUUCAAUUAAGGAACGACGCCUGAUAAAUGAAGAUGACUAUUUGGUUUGAAAAGUGACAUGCAGUGAGAUUUAUUGCUUGCUAAAGCAAUGACUUUGAGAAAUGUUUGAAACAUUGAUGUUUUCUCACAGAUUCUACUGUAAAUGCAAUAGAAACCUUGAUUGCUUCCCUAGGGUUUCAUGAUUCCAUUUUAAAGUUGUGGUGAUAUUUGCAUAGGUUUUAAAUGAAUACUUGUAAAGCCCAGAAGACAAUUAUUAAAGAGUUCUGGAGGAUUUCAUACAAUGUGACUUACAUAGUUUAUUUAGGGUCUUUCUUUUAGAAACAUUUUUUCUCUCCUAAAUAAUUGUAUUCUCCUACAGAAGUGCACUAGUGACAAUCUAAACUUUUUGUGUAAUUAAUUGUACUUUGAUUUUUUGUAAGUGCUGUAUUUAUGCUGUACUAUAAUCAAAUAAAUAGCGUUAUGUAA